Molecule: messenger RNA, 1812 nt
Organism: Dreissena polymorpha
Lineage: Eukaryota; Metazoa; Mollusca; Bivalvia; Myida; Dreissenidae
Product: D(2) dopamine receptor-like
Exons: 2
Coding region: 292-1680 (462 amino acids)
Biological process (GO): neuropeptide signaling pathway
Cellular component (GO): membrane
Molecular function (GO): neuropeptide receptor activity
Source: RefSeq, a predicted model, not a curated record
UAAAAAGCUAUAAAUAUCGGCUAUCACCACUUGAUAUCAAGACCGGUGUGUGCGCAAAUAUUUAUUAACUAUUUUCAAUGCACCACGUAAUAAGGACCACGCGCACUUAUUACUGAUAUAAUGAAAAUGGAUGCUAUUUCCGUUUAACAGUUAUUCAAACUUUCGGUGGGCCUGUCUGUUAUUUACACUUUAAAGACACAACAUACGUGGAUCUUAAACGGAUUUAACUCAAAAACCAAAGCAUGGAAGCUGACACUUAAAUUCCAAGUAUAUGCCUGUGAACUACCAACCAUGCCAAAUUCUUCGAAGGUUACGACAAACAUCUCCAGUCAGGUAGACAUGAAGGCAAUCAACGAUCUAGAGAAGGAAAAGUAUCAGCCUACGUUGAUUAUUCUGGUCGUUUUGAUGAUUACUGGGUUAAUUGGUAACACCUGUGUAGCUGUGGUCUACAAACUAAAGCUCAAAAGAUCCAGUGCAAGGGUGUAUAUUAUAUCACUAGCAAUGGCGGAUGUGUCGGUGUGUACUGUUGGUAUGGCUUACCAUAUUUAUGACAUGACACAUAUUGUUGAAUAUGAGAGUGCGGUCACGUGUAAAACAUUAAGUUUUUUAAUAAGUGCAUGCACUUUGAGUUCGGUUCUAAUAUUACUUUUGGUUGGACUCGACCGUUAUUUAAAAAUAUGUCGACCUCUAAAAAGACAGAUUGUGGAUUUUGGUGCAAUAAAAGCUUGCGUCAUUGUAGUUUGCUUAGCUAUCGUGAUUUCAGUGCCAUAUACGAUUUUAUAUGGCCCUAGAUCCGUGCCAUUAAACAAAUAUGAAACAAAUACAACUGGAGUAGAAUGCUUUAUACAAGACAUAUACAGUGUAUCUAGCAAUUCGUAUUUGGGAAUUGGAUAUCUUGGAUUUAUUAUGCUUUUAUUUAUCAUUUUAGUAUUGUUCCUGAUUAUUAUUUAUAGUCGUAUUUGCCUAAAAAUACAUCGUUCUACCCGAUUUCAAAUCACAAUCCAUAAAUCCGUCGGGCGAUGCUUUUGUUGCAAAGUUGAAACAGAGCGGCUUAGAAAUGAAAACAACUGCGCUGUAAAUACUUUGCAUUGCAAUGGUUCAACAAAUGUAAAUGGUGUCAUGGAAUCUCCAUUUAAUUCAACCGAUUUAUCAAAUAUUGAGAUUACCGCUGAACGAGUUAUCGCGAACAAUCAACCACAGUCGAAGGUAACAACUGUGAGAGCAAACGAUGAUUUAAGUAUACACUCAGACGUACUGUUAGAUAUAAGUCUUAAAACAAAGCCUGAAUUAGAUUUAAACAAAAGAAAACAUGAUCAGCCAGUUGCAAGCAGUCUUACUCGUCAUACAGCAAAAGGGUCAGCUGCUAGAGAGCGCAAUUCACGAAAGAUAACGAUGAUGAUGCUGACUAUCACCGUGUUUUUCAUCGUGACGUAUCUACCAUUUAUAGCCGUCUCUGUGAUGGAUGCGGUGGUUUCAGACUUUUGGACGGGAUUGUCUGAAUCACACAUCUGCUUCUAUGACUUCUUGUUACGAAUAUAUGUUCUUAAUAAUGUUGCUAAUCCGUUUAUCUACAGCUUUUGGGAUGUUAAGUUUCGACGUGAACUUAAGAAUUUCAUUUGGAAGCUUUUCAGGUUUAGUCCUCGAAGAACGAUUAAAAUCGAUCGGUCAACUACACACUAGUAAACAAACUGAGAAAUAUAAAACAAACGCGAUUGCGUUAAAUAGUUUAAUGUAACGGGUGGUUGCAUUUCGUCUAUAAAUAAUACAGUUGGUUCUCAUCGAACUUUUGUUUUCCUGAUUUUGUACCUAUUG